GGAAAGGAAGUUGACACAAGUAUACGUCAGAUGUAAAUACUAUAAACAGUGCUAGAACACAGUACAAGUAUGGGGAACACGGAUACAAAACUUAAUUUUCGCAAAGCUGUUGUACAACUUACCUCCAAAACACAGCCAAUUGACGCAGGAGAUGACAGUUUCUGGGAUCAGUUUUGGUCGGAAAAUGUGACAAACGUGCAGGAUGUGUUUACAUUAGUUCCUGCACCAGAAAUUCGAGCUUUGCGCGAAGAAGCGCCGUCGAAUUUGGCGACACUAUGUUACAAAGCGGUUGAGAAAUUGGUUAAAGCCGUGGAUAACAGCUGUCGUACACAGCAUGAACAGCAAACUGUUCUCAAUUGUGUCCGUCUCCUGACACGUGUACUGCCUUAUAUAUUUGAAGACCCUGACUGGCGUGGAUUUUUUUGGUCUAGUUUGCCUGGGCAGGCUCAAGGGGAAGAGGAAGACCAGGCUAUGCCACUGGCGCAGUCCUUAAUAAGUGCGAUCUGUGAUCUGCUGUUUUGCCCUGAUUUUACUGUGGCCUCCAAUAGGAAGUCGGGUCCGGACAAAGCUGAGGACUUACAGGCAAUUGAUAGUUGUGAAUAUAUAUGGGAAGCAGGUGUAGGUUUUGCUCAGUCACCUCCACAUCAUCCUCAUUUAGAAGCGAACAGGACUGAACUACUGAAACUGCUUUUAACUUGCUUCAGUGAAACGAUGUACCAGCCACCAGUUGAUAUACAUACUGCACCAAAUAGGUGGAUUCAGUACUUCACAAGUGCUGAGAAUCGGCAUGCUUUACCACUGUUUACUUCUCUAUUGAACACUGUAUGUGCAUAUGAUCCAGUGGGUCUUGGUGUUCCUUACAACCAUUUACUUUUCUCUGAUUCUAUGGAACCUUUAGUAGAUACAGCCUUGCAGAUAUUGAUAGUAACUUUAGAUCAUGAUACAACCAGCAGUGUCCCUGAAGGAGAAGAGGUUCCUGUACCAGACAAUCUUUUUAUAAAUUAUCUGUCAAGAAUCCACAGAGAUGAAGAUUUUCAUUUUGUUCUCCAUGGAUUUACCAGACUUCUUAACAAUCCUCUGGUACAAACAUACUUACCCAACUCAACAAAAAAAGUGCAAUUUCAUCAAGAGCUUCUGGUCUUUUUUUGGAAAAUGUGUGACUACAACAAGAAAUUCCUAUACUAUGUUUUGAAGAGCAGUGAUGUUCUUGAAAUUUUGGUUCCAAUUCUCUAUCAUCUCAAUGAUUCAAGGGCUGAUCAAUCUCGUGUGGGCCUGAUGCACAUUGGAGUAUUUAUAUUGCUCCUGCUCAGUGGAGAGAGAAAUUUUGGUGUCCGUUUAAACAAACCUUACACUGCCACAAUACCAAUGGAUAUACCUGUGUUUACUGGAACACAUGCAGAUCUCUUAAUCAUUGUUUUUCACAAGAUUAUUACUACUGGACAUCAGCGUUUGCAGCCUUUAUUUGACUGUCUUCUGACGAUCCUUGUUAAUGUGUCACCAUAUUUGAAAACCCUGUCUAUGGUUGCAAGCACAAAACUGUUACAUUUGUUGGAAGCAUUUAGUACUCCAUGGUUCCUAUUUUCAUCUCCAACUAAUCACCAUUUAGUUUUCUUUUUACUUGAAAUCUUUAAUAACAUCAUACAGUACCAGUUUGAUGGGAACUCCAAUCUUGUGUACACAAUUAUUCGCAAGAGGCAAGUUUUCCAUGCAUUGGCCAAUCUUCCAUCAGAUUAUGGGACUAUUUCAAAGUCCCUCAGUAAAAGAACUCGCCGUCACCUACCGAGCACGUCAUCUGCCGAGAAUGUAAAGGACCUUCCUAGUAUGGAGGGAUCACAUCCAGCAUUGCCUGCUGAACCUGGAACACUUAAGGCAACGCUUCCAGACACACCAGGUAUUGAUAAAAUGACUGAGAAGGAAUCCGCUCACCCAUCGGUACAACAACUGUGUGACUUAAGUGCUGCAGCAGCUGUUAAUGGAAUUAUGCCAAAUGAGCCUCUGCAGACCGCAGGGUCCCAGCCAGCUAGCCAGCAGGGAGGCACUACUGAUAGUGUGAGACAGGUAGAUGGUGAGGAGCAGCCACCACGACCAAAAAGUGUGCCAGCAACACCCAGUUCUCCCACAGCUUCAGUGCAUUCUGCAACUAUGUCGCACUCCAUGCGUAAAGUAUCAGAUUCAUCAGUGUCAAAUGUGAGUUUACAGAGGUCUGCCUCACAGCGACAAAGCAUCCGGCUGACAGAAGCACACUCUCUUGUCCAGGGGAGUGUUGGAGGUCAGUGGAUACCCACAGCUGAGUGGGUAAAUUCUUGGAAGUGUAAACUUCCUUUGCAAACAAUAAUGAGGCUGCUUCAAGUCUUGGUACCUCAGGUUGAGAAGAUAUGUAUUGACAAGGGACUGACAGAUGAAAGUGAGAUCCUAAAAUUUCUGCAGCAUGGCACACUGGUAGGCCUACUUCCAGUUCCACAUCCAAUUCUUAUUCGAAAAUAUCAAGCAAACACUGGAACUACUACAUGGUUUCGUACUUAUAUGUGGGGUGUUAUUUAUCUACGGAAUGUGGAUCCACCAAUAUGGUAUGACACAGAUGUUAAAUUAUUUGAAAUUCAGCGAGUUUAAGUUUCCACAUUUAUUUUAAUAUACCUGAUAAUUAUAACCAAAAAAAAGGCUGAAUAUUUCAAAUUAAAGUUUGUAGAACAGAAGAUAAUUGAAAUAUUUCUAUUUGAUAGUAGAUACAAGAAGAAUAUUUAUUUAUUAUGAAAAAUAAGAAUUGUCUGUAAUACACAGAGCUGAACUAUUAAUUUGUGCCACUGUACAGUGCAGGUACUGUGAACUAUUUUUGAGAGUUACCGUUCAUUUGAUGCCACUGUUAUCACAGAUGUUUUUGCCACAUGUCUUGUGAAAUCUUUGAUACAUUUGUGUUGUACUCAUUUAUAUUUUCCCCAACUGGAUGUCAUACUUUUUUCACAACUUCACAAUGCACUGCAAGAGUAUUGUUUCUAUACUUAACGCUUUUUUGAAGAAAUUGUACACAUAUGACGUAAUUAGUUCAGUAACAUCUCAAAAUAUUGAUUUAAUGCUUCUUAUAAUUAGUAUUUAUAUUUUACUUGUAUCACUGCCAUGUAUCAUUUGAAUUGCAAAAGAGGGGGCAAGGGGAAACCAUAGCACAGUAUACCCGAUAUUGUUGGUGCUGAAGAGCGCCAAAUGAUAGUGCAGUCCUUGGUUACAUUGCAUAUCAAAGUGCUUUAUACUAUUAUUGGUCUUUCCUCUGUCUGUUGUUCUGUAUUGACAGUGAUAUCUAUGUGUUAAGAUGUCCAUUUUAUUAAUGUGGUAUGUGACAGUUUACAUAAGGUAUUUAUGAUACACCUGCAUUUCAUAAGUAGUGAGUAUCUAGUCAAAACAUUUUACGGAAGACCCUAUGGUUUGGAGUCAAACAUCAGGGAUUCUUCUGUGAGCUUAUAGCAAUGAGAAUUCAUUGCUAAUUUUCAUGCAUCAUUUACAUUAGGCAUAGCUUAAUUACUCAAUGAGAGAGACAGUUUUCAGUGGUUGUAUUAUAUGUACCUGCCUUUUAUAGUUAGUUGACAGCAGUAUAUUGACAUUUCUGUCAGCAUUUGUUGCAGAGAACAUGUUUGUAGAAUGCUGUACUAAGAUGUUAUUCAGUGACACAUCUUGUCAAUAAUAAUUUAUAAAGUUCCUAAGCAAAUAUUUAUUUUGUGUUAAAUAUAACAAAUAUGUUUGUCAUUCAGACAGUAGCGUAUAUUUUAUGAUUCACCUGAGAACCUUACUUAGUUUUAUAAAUAAAAACUGGCAUCACAAAAAUACCCAAUUCAGUUCCUGAUGUAUAAGUAUGUACAACUGUGCAGGCUUCAAGUUUCCGUAGUAAUAGAAUACAGAACAAUCAAGUGAAAUCCAAGAAGAAAAGUAGAAAAUGACAUCAGUUCAGGUUAGCAAAUAGUUCACAGUGUUGUGUGUUAUUCAUUGCAUAUUAUUAUGAUGAUAUCAGAAGUGUACAGAAUUGUGUGUGUAGUCAAACGGAAUGGUAUAAAUAUAUUUAGAGAGAAUUGGUGUAGCAGAAGUUGAGGCUAUUCCAAGAAUAGCUCCUAAUUAUACUUAAACUCCAUGCAUUUUAGUUUUCUCCUGUAAAGCCAUAAAUGCUAACUCUUCACUUUCUCCAUUCUUUGUCUGUGUGUUAAUUCAGAAUCUUCUUAACAUUUUGCAGAAUAUCACCUACCUAUACCUCCAUAUUCUGCUUAUUUGUACUUGUCAUAAUUUGUUAAUGUUCCUUCUCUCAUAUUUUACUUUGAUUACUAAUAAGUUGGGUUGACAAUCAGAGACACUGCAGGCAGAGGUUGCCAUUAUUUUUUAACAGAGUAUGUUCUGUAGACCCGUUCCAUUAUGCAUACUCUCACUGUGACAGUGCUGGUCUUGAUUGGUAUUAUUCUCAAUGGUGGUACUUUAUUUUCACAUUUCUUCCAUGGUUUUAUUAUUCUUCCAGAUUGUUUCAGUUUGUAUCAUCUUGUCAGUAAUUUCUUCUAUAUUUUUAUGUCAGCCCUACCAGUGCAGUUCAGGAUCUCAUUUCCCUGUCUUUCGUGUGAUUUAAACAUAAUCAAACUGUUCCUUAAUGUUUCCUGAAAAUUGUUAUAUACUCAAUUCUCUAUCAAGUUUUUAAAUGCUCUCCAUCUUAAAUAUAGCAGCUAAUGGGUGCUGAUGUACUCUUCUCUCAUUUAUUGAUAUUUCAUUUCAAUUUUUCCCAGUUCUCACUGCGUGACAUAUCCUGCCGAGUUAGCUAGUUAAUGCUCUUACUAGCUGUUUGACCUGUUGCAUACCUUCUCGCCAACAAUUUUUAUUGACAUCUCAGGAAUGAGUCUUUUGCCAUGAUUUCUAUUUCUUAUAGUACUGUUUGUUUGUUCUGGUGAGGGAUUUUGAGAAAUAUAUCCUUAAUUUUAACAUAUUUUCUACCUUUCGCUUCCUUUCAUCUAGAGCCUCCAUGGCAAAUACACUAUGGUACUGAAAGUUGCAGACUGUCAGUUUUUACAACCUACGGUAAUGAAUGGAUUGUGGUAGCCAUUACAAUUCGUUCUUUUAAUAUAGGUAGUGGCAGAAAUUGAUUGUUUUGGAAAAUGUAACAGAAAAAAUAAAUAAAGUAGAAAAUAUUUGUUUAAUGCAAUUACUGAGUGAGCAAUUUCAUUUUUAUGUAACUCUGUUAGCCUGUGGAUUGUUUAUGUACACAAAGUAUAUGAUAUUUUGAUUUGUAACUCAAAGUCAAUAUUGACAGAGUUCUGAUAGUGGAUUCAGUUUGUUUCUAUCAACUAUACUAAUAAAUAAGACAAUGCUGCUAAGGUAUCAGUGUGUAGCCUUCUAGACAAAACUACUGAGGAUAAGAAACUAAAUCUUUUGAAAAAAUGCAUGUUGUGAAUUAAAAUGAAGACACUCAGACUAAAGAAAUGUGCAAUUCCAUGUUAUUAAAAGUUGAUUUAUUCUUAUAACAAGGUUAACGUCACAAAGUCAAAACAAUAUUGGAUACCAGUGCUAUGGUUUUAUGAACGUAAAUAAUUUGUUCAGGUAGACUUUGAUUCUUCCUACAAAAUUAUUUUGCUAACUUGCACCUAGCUGUGCAAUCAAAGGUAGUAAAUUCAGGAAUGUAAAAUUUGGAACACACAAAAUGCACCCAGAAAAGAUGGCUGUAAUGUAGGAUUUGUGCAAAACAUUUCAAAAUUAUUCUGCCGAUGAUAUGUUCCAAGGAAACUACCAUAAAUGUCAUUCCUCUGCCCUCUCUCAUAAAAUGCUUAUUGUGAAAAGGCUGCUUCUGUGUACAUGUGAAUUUUAGAAUACUAAAUACAUACAUCAAUUUUAAAGAUUAACUCUGUACAUAUCACACUGUACAAACUUGAAGAUGCCUUUUAUUAAGCAUUUUAAUAUAUAACAUCGAACAACAGAUUUAUUGCUUCAUCUGUUGAAAUUUUAUUUACAAUGUGAAAUAUGUUACAGUGAUGGCAUGAUAAUUACUGUAUUACUAAAAAUGGAUAUCAUCUAGUGUAAAAAUCUGUUGAUAGUGUUGUGUGUAGCAUUUGCUAUUAUGUAGCAUAUGUUGUCAAUGUUCUGUUAUUAAGUUUGUGCACUAUUAUAAUGUAAACUUAAUUUAUUAGAUUUGCUAGGCAGGUUACACAUAAUGGUGGACUAGAUUUUGUGCUUUGCUUUGUGUGUGUGUGUGUGUGUGUGUGUGUGUGUGUGUGUGUGUGUGUGGGCGCGCGCAUAUAAAUUUAUUCAAACUACUUCCUUGACAGCGUUGAUGUUUGUAUUAUGUUUCAACAGAUUCCUAAAGUUUUGAAGAUAUAUCAUUAUAUGCACCAGAUUAAAGACUAUUUAUUAUGUGUCAAGAGUUCACUCUUUUCUUGAUAUUUAUUUCUGAACAUCGUGCUAAAUCAUAAUAUCAGGGUUAAAUGAUUGUUUUCUCACCAUGUUGGGAGGUCUUAAAUAAUAUCAAAUACACUUGAAUAUCUUAGGCACCUUUUGCAUCCCAGUCCCCCAUCGUUUACAUAUUUGUGUAGUGUAGCAUUACUGAAUUUUGAACAUCUGUUUCUUCAGUUGAAAAAUAAGUUAAAAAGGUUUCAAAAGCUCAGAUACCAGCAUAACUUCAGUUACAUAUGUAGCUUGUUUGUAUUUCUCAGUUGAAUUUGUAACAGAAUUAAUUGUUCUAGCUGGUGUUUCCUCACUUUGUUUUUGGCAGAUAAUUAAUAACUCGUCAGUUGAAACUGGAACAUAUGAGAGUUGGUCAAACACAUAUGCACUGCAGAAAACUGUGACACUCAAACUUUUUCAUUUCUUGUGUGUAAUAGGUGAGGUAGAAGAACAAAGUCUGGAAAGAGAGCUAAAUUUUGCCCAACACUCAAAUUUAAUGGUACAUGGAAGCGAUCAAUAUUGUUCUAUGCAGAAAUUAAUCUGAAGGUUGAUUUGGGCACUACUGUCAUCUACUAUGCAUUAUCCUGGUGCUGAAUAUAUGUGCCCACCUUUACCAACCGUAGAAACAGUUUACUGAGUCAGUCAUAGAAUUACUUACAAAUUAGGAUAGAAAACUAAUCACUUGUUAGGUUCAUAUUUUUGCAUGAUUAACAUUAUGACAAAUAUGAAAGGCCAUUUAUGUGCCAUAAAAGAACCUAGGUGCCCUGAUAUUCAAACCCCCAAACCUUCAGGUUAUUAUUCUGAGGCUUAAUUCAAACUACUACCAAGCUAUUUAAUGUGUGGAUGCAUUGCCGUAAACAGUUGUCUAAAUGGAGUGAUAUUCUAUUUUGUUAGAAGGAUUGGCAGUAAACUGAGAAGUCCUAGUACAUUUAGUACCUUAUAUUAGUCCUUCAAUACUAAUCUCAGAAAUUAGAUGCUGUCUUUGAUUUAAUAUUCUUGCAGCCCAAUAUCCAUCUUCUGUGUUCCCUGAUCCUAUAAUCAAUGAAUGUCAAAGGGAAUGUUGCUGAGGGACAUUCUACAGUACUGCUAUAAAGGAAAAUAAUAUCUGCAAAUGGAAGAUAAAGUGGACCAAAUAUUUAAAAAAACAAUGAUGAGUUUAAUUCAGAGAAGACAAAAGAUGAUAACAAUUAAUUCAUAGAGUAAUUUGUUUUCUGCAGAGUGAUGUAGAGUAGUAUUAUCAAAGUAGCAUCACCUACAUACAGUCUGUUUCAAAAUCAACAUUCUUUGUUUACUAUAUUAUAUGUGUUAAAGCGUACAUUCCACUUAUUUAUACUGAGUACUGAGCUUGGAUAACAUGAAGCAAGGAGUUGUAUUAUAUCUUAAUUUUCUUAAAUGUGUUUGUCAUUCAUCUUGUACACUGCUGGAAAAAAUAAUGCUGCACUCUCAAGAACUGUUUCACUUUAAAAAAGGCUGUAGUAAGAGAUACGGCAGUGUUGUUAUUGUGGUUGGUUUAAUGCAGCUCUCUGUGUUAGUCUAUCCUGGGCAAGCAUCAUCAUCUCUGCAUAACUACUGCAACCUAGAUCCAUUUGAACAAGCUUACUGUAGUCAAUCCUUGGCCUCCCUCAUACAAGUCCCCCCCCCCCCCCCCCCCCCAGUUUCCCACCAUUACGAAACUGAUAAUUCCUUGAUGUCCCAAGAUGUGUCCUAACAAAUGAUCCCUUCUUUUUAUCAAGCUGCACCAUAAAUUUCUUUUCUUCCCAAAUUUGAUUCAGUAACUCAUUUGUUUCAAAUAACUUCCGGGAAUUCAGCCAGGUAACACUUUCAGCGACCACCGAUAUUUCAGCGGAAGAACACCCCGCCAUUUUCAAGGCAUUACUGAAAGCGUUACCUGGCUGAAUUCCCGGAAGUUAUUUGAAAGUUGUAUACGCCAGGAGAAACUCAGGUCUCACAUUUAAUUCUGGUGUUUGACAUUUCACAGUAUGCAAUAUCCCAACAGUCACAUAAAAAACAUCUUGCACCAGUGCUCUGCUUCAACAGUGGUUUCUGAACUGACAUCCUAAUGGAUGUAGUAAACCUUUUUUUCUCUUCUCCCACACCCCCUUUUCUUUGCAGCCAAAUGUGAUGCCGUUGUAUCUUGGGUAACUGCACUAGUACUGCUCAGCAGAUCUGUGCCGCAUGAAUGCAAUCAUCAGUCUUAUAUAGGUGGGACUUAUUCAUACCCUGGCCACAGAGGCUGGCUUUGAAUUCUAGGGAAGCUGAGGUCAAAUUCAUCAGCAGCUAGCCAGGUUUAGGUUUUCUGUGGUUUCGCUAAAUCAAUUAAAUCGAAUGCAAAGAUGAGUUUUGACAAAGUACUGUGCUGAAUUUCUUCCCCAUCCUGGUCCAGUAUGAGCUUGUGCUCCAUCUUUAAAGACAUUCGGUUGUUAAUAUCUUAAUAUUUCUUUCUUCAUUCGCGCAAUGUUACUCAUAAAAUACAUUUGUGCUGUAAAAUGCGUAUGGUAUGUUCCAUAGACCCAUGCUGAAAACAUUGAAAUAAUACCGAAGCAAUGUGAUCAGCAUAUCUGCACCCCUCAACAGGCCAGUUGAGCUACUGUAAUGCCCAUUGGACAAUUUUAUUCAAAUAGGCUUAGGUCUGCAACAGAUGCACACAAGUGUUGUGAUGCCCCAACACAUUACUACAUCCUAACAUCUCUUCUGACUUGACUGUUCACUUCUAACAGCACAACAGUGACUGCCCCAACACAUUACUCAGUAGCACCACAACCUCUCUAAAUGCACAUAUUAACUAUAUUCCACAGAACACAGAAAUAAUUAGUGUAGAGAUAUUUUUCCAGCAGUGUACAGACAAAACAUCAGUAUCUAAUACUGUUCAUGUUGCGCCUUUAUAUUGUGUAAGUUUUGGAUAAAUUCCUUUUUGUCUUAAUUUCAGAGUUAUUUUAUGUAAGACUUCGAGUAAAUCAUACUUUGUUAAAUUUUGUUUUCUUUGUGCAAGUUUUACAAUAAAACAUGCU
This is a messenger RNA of Schistocerca nitens (vagrant locust), 9398 nucleotides long. Its product is annotated as protein HID1. The coding region runs from base 70 to 2610 and encodes 846 amino acids. NCBI's taxonomy places the organism in Eukaryota, Metazoa, Arthropoda, Insecta, Orthoptera, Acrididae. The record is from RefSeq and is a predicted model, not a curated record. The transcript has 17 exons. Gene Ontology annotation, cellular component: Golgi medial cisterna; Golgi trans cisterna; membrane.